GCUCUGAGUUUGGGAUUAGCUCAUGGGAUGGGGCUGAUGAAAUCCCAGGAAAUUCAGUCUUUAUUGGCUGUAGGCCCAGAGCCUCUUUCCAAACAGCAAGGGUCUACACAGGGCUCUUGUUUGGAGCGGGGAAAAUGCCCCCCUGGAGGGAACUCACCCCAUCCACUUCUGUUGGAGAGCAACAGAAAGGAGUUUGGGUCCUCCCAUCUGGAGCCUGGAUUAGCUGUAGCCAGCUGGAAGGGGACUCAGGUGUCUGGGCAGGCUCUUCCCUGCGGCGGACCUUCAGCUUCCUCUUGAGCAUGACGGGCAAAACCAAGAACCGGGAAAAGGAGAAGAUGAAGGAAGCCAAGGACGCCCGUUAUACCAAUGGGCACCUCUUCACUACCAUCUCAGUUUCGGGCAUGACUAUGUGCUAUGCCUGUAACAAGAGCAUCACAGCCAAGGAAGCCCUCAUCUGCCCAACCUGCAAUGUGACUAUCCACAACCGCUGUAAAGACACCCUGGCCAACUGUACCAAGGUCAAGCAGAAGCAACAGAAAGCUGCUCUGUUGAAGAACAACACUGCCUUGCAGUCUGUCUCUCUUCGAAGUAAGACAACUACCCGGGAGCGGCCUACCUCUGCCAUCUACCCCUCCUCCGACAGCUUCCGACAGUCCCUCCUUGGCUCCCGCCGUGGUCGCUCCUCCUUGUCUUUAGCUAAGAGUGUUUCUACCACCAACAUUGCUGGACAUUUCAAUGAUGAGUCUCCCCUGGGGCUGCGUCGGAUCCUUUCUCAGUCCACAGACUCCCUCAACAUGCGAAACCGAACCCUGUCAGUGGAAUCCCUUAUUGAUGAAGGUGCAGAAGUGAUCUAUAAUGAGCUGAUGAGUGACUUUGAAAUGGACGAGAAGGACUUUGCAGCAGAUUCCUGGAGCCUUGCUGUGGAUGGCAGCUUCCUGCAGCAACAUAAAAAGGAAGUAAUGAAGCAGCAGGAUGUCAUUUAUGAACUAAUCCAGACGGAGCUGCACCAUGUGAAGACACUGAAGAUCAUGACCCGCCUCUUCCGCACUGGGAUGCUAGAAGAACUACAGUUAGAGCCAGGAGUGGUCCAGGGCCUAUUCCCCUGCGUGGAUGAGCUCAAUGACAUUCAUACCCGCUUCCUUAGCCAACUGUUAGAACGCCGGCGCCAAGCCCUGUGCCCUGGCAGCACUCGGAAUUUUGUCAUCCAUCGUUUGGGUGACCUGCUUAUCAGCCAGUUCUCAGGUCCCAGUGCAGAGCAGAUGCGGAAGACCUACUCAGAGUUCUGUAGCCGCCACACAAAGGCCUUAAAGCUCUAUAAGGAGUUGUAUGCUCGAGACAAACGCUUCCAGCAGUUCAUUCGGAAAGUGACCCGCUUAGCUGUGCUGAAGCGACAUGGGGUACAGGAAUGCAUCCUCCUGGUGACUCAGCGCAUCACCAAGUAUCCAGUGCUCAUCAACCGGAUCCUUCAGCAUUCCCAUGGAAUUGAGGAGGAGCGCCAGGACCUGACAGCAGCACUGGGGCUAGUGAAAGAGUUGCUGUCGAAUGUGGACCAAGAUGUUCAUGAGCUGGAGAAAGGAGCUCGCCUGCAGGAAAUCUAUAACCGCAUGGACCCUCGGGCCCAGGCCCCAGUACCUGGCAAGGGCCCUUUUGGCCGAGAGGAGCUUCUGCGGCGCAAGCUCAUCCAUGAUGGCUGCCUGCUCUGGAAGACAGCGACAGGUCGCUUUAAAGAUGUGCUAAUGCUGCUCAUGACCGAUGUGCUACUGUUUCUCCAAGAGAAGGAUCAGAAGUACAUCUUUCCUGCUCUGGACAAGCCUUCGGUGGUAUCACUGCAGAAUCUGAUUGUUCGGGACAUUGCCAACCAAGAAAAGGGGAUGUUUCUGAUUAGCGCGGCCCCUCCUGAGAUGUAUGAGGUGCACACAGCAUCCCGGGAUGACCGGAGCACCUGGAUGCGAGUCAUUCAGCAGAGUGUGCGCGUAUGUCCAUCCAGGGAAGACUUCCCCCUGAUUGAGACAGAAGAUGAGGCUUACCUGAGGCGGAUCAAGAUGGAACUUCAGCAGAAGGACCGGGCACUGGUAGAACUGCUGCAGGAGAAGGUUGGACUGUUUGCUGAGAUGACCCACUUCCAGGCAGAAGAGGAUGGCAGUAGUGGGAUUCCCCUGCCCAGCCUGCCCAGGGGCCUUUUCCGCUCAGAGUCCCUGGAGUCACCUCGUGGCGAGCGGCUGCUGCAAGAUGCCAUCCGUGAGGUGGAGGGCCUGAAAGACCUACUAGUGGGGCCUGGAGUGGAGCUGCUCUUAACAUCCCGAGAAUCCCUGCCCUUGGAAACAGACAGCGGUGGUAACACAAGUCCUGGGGUCACUGCCAAUGGAGAGGCCAGGACCUUUAAUGGCUCCAUUGAGCUCUGCAGAGCUGACUCAGACUCCAACCAGAAGGAUCGAAAUGGAAACCAGCUAAGAUCCCCUCAGGAGGAAGUGUUACAGCGAUUGGUUAAUCUCUAUGGACUUCUUCAUGGCUUACAGGCAGCUGUGGCUCAGCAGGACACGUUAAUGGAAGCCCGGUUCCCAGAGGGUCCUGAGCGUCGGGAGAAGCUGACUCGAGCUAAUUCCCGGGAUGGUGAGGCUGGCAGGGCCGGGGCUGGGCCUGUGGCUCCUGAAAAGCAGGCCACAGAGCUGGCACUACUGCAGCGACAGCAUGCACUGCUGCAAGAGGAGCUGCGGCGCUGUCGGCGGCUGGGUGAAGAGCGGGCAACUGAGGCCGGCAGCCUGGAAGCUCGGCUCCGGGAAAGUGAGCAGGCCCGGGCUCUGCUGGAGCGGGAGGCUGAAGAGGCUCGAAGGCAGUUGGCGGCCUUGGGUCAGAAUGAGCCACUCCCAGCAGAGGCCCCCUGGGCCCGCAGGCCUCUGGAUCCUAGGAGACGAAGCCUCCCAGCAGGCGAUGCCCUAUACUUGAGCUUCAACCCCCCACAGCCUAGCCGUGGCCAUGACCGCCUGGAUCUGCCUGUGACUACUCGCUCCCUCCACCGACCCUUUGAGGACCGUGAGAGGCAGGAGCUGGGUAGCCCGGAGGAGCGACUGCAAGACAGUAGUGACCCUGACACAGGCAGUGAGGAGGAAGGGAGCAGCCGACUGUCUCCACCCCACAGUCCACGAGACUUUACUCGAAUGCAAGACAUCCCAGAGGAGACAGAGAACCGAGAUGGGGAACUUGUGGCUUCAGAGAGCUAAGCGGGCCCCUCCCUCUGCCCAGUGCCCCCCUGAAGAACAUUACUGAGGGGGGCAAACCUUGAGAACUCCAAUCUGCCAAUGAUGAGGGAACAUUUGAAAGAACUGCUAAUUGUCCUUGCCAGCUCUGGGAUCCUUGGAUACCUAGGGGCAUUUAGGAAGUGGGGGAUUUAGGCCACAAUAACCCCCAGUGGCAUCCAAAAGCCUACACCACAGAUGCCAAUUUUUCAUGCCUUCUUCCCUCUACUUUAGAAAAAUUUAUUUAUUUAUUGUUUAUUAGUUAUAGGGGGAGAGAGGAGACUUAAAGGACCAGAGACAUGGGAACCAAGCCAUAGGGAUCAGGGGCCCUUCUCCUUUAACACUACUGGGGUCUGGGUAUUCAGGCUUAGCCAUGCGGCUGCAGGGUUCAAGUCUGACACUCUCCCCAGCAAACAUGAAAGAAA
Molecule: messenger RNA, 3658 nt
Organism: Dipodomys spectabilis (banner-tailed kangaroo rat)
Lineage: Eukaryota; Metazoa; Chordata; Mammalia; Rodentia; Heteromyidae
Gene: Arhgef2
Product: Rho/Rac guanine nucleotide exchange factor 2
Exons: 23
Coding region: 135-3218 (1027 amino acids)
Biological process (GO): positive regulation of neuron differentiation; regulation of Rho protein signal transduction; cell morphogenesis
Cellular component (GO): cytoskeleton; ruffle membrane
Molecular function (GO): microtubule binding; guanyl-nucleotide exchange factor activity
Source: RefSeq, a predicted model, not a curated record